This is a messenger RNA of Equus caballus (horse), 3613 nucleotides long. Lineage: Eukaryota; Metazoa; Chordata; Mammalia; Perissodactyla; Equidae. The record is from RefSeq and is a predicted model, not a curated record.
AAUUACAAAAACUAUGUACAUUGUUAUAUUAAUUGUAUUAUAUUAAUCUAUUAAUAAAAUAAUAAUUUCUUGCAGACUGGUAACAAACACUGUCUGCAGACCACACUUUGAGUAACACUGCUCUUCUGGACUAGGCUGCUAAGUUACUCUUUAUGUUACUGUUUAUGUUUUAUAUUGGGAAAAGAUAGACUUGUGCCCCUUCCCAUUUCUCACUUUAGAAUAAGGUGCAGAUUUUUACCUAACAGUGUGAAUCUAGGUGUUUAAGUAGUUUCAACCGCCUGACUCUUGAAUUUUCUUUAAAUCUGUGUGUGUUGAUUUUUAAAAGAUCCGUUUUCCCUUGAUCUGAAAUGUCUUCUGCCAUCAUUAUUUUUACUAAGCCAAGAUUGCUAGAGGCUUGUGAGCUUGUAAGAAAAAUUAGAAACUUUGUGGUAUAAGUUGCUUGUAAUCUGUUUUAUUAAAUUUUAAUAAAAUUUUAUUUUAUUAAAUUUCAUUUAUCUGUUGAGAAUCUCAGAAAUAAUGCUUUCAUGAAAAGUAACAAGUAUUUGCACGUGUUAUUUUAAUUUCUUGGUUUAGUCAUAUAAUUUUGUUAGCAUUUGUGUUUUCCAAUUGAGCUGUGGGGCAUUAAACAGUUUUUCUUAAGAGGUUCUUCACAGGCAGGUGUGAAUCGGUAUGUUGCUUCAUUUCUUUAAGCAGCAAUCUGUAGAUCUUAAUGUUCUCACCACAAUGUAUAAUUUUACAAAAAAUUGUAAUCGUAUAAGGUAAUGGAUGUGUUAACUGACCUUAUUGUGGUGACCAUUUUGCAGUAUAAACAUGUAUCAAAUCAUCGCGUUGUAUAACUUAAACUUACAUAGUGUUAUAUAUUGAUUAUAUCUAAAUAAAGCUGGAAAAAAAGUAAGCUGCAAUCUAGGCUUUAUAUCAAGGCUUGGUGAUAUUGCCAGCACUGCCUGUGAUUCUAGAAUGUCCCAGAGAUUAUUAGCAUUUGGUUUGGAGGGAGUAGAAAGUGAUAUUUAAGUCACAUUGAGGUUUUCUUCAACGUUGAUAAAAAUCAAAGAUAAAAUAUCUUUGGAUUCCACACAAGGUCUUUUUACAACAGUUCUUUUGUUUAUAUUGCUUAAAGCAAGUACUGUUAGUGGACAGAGAAGUUUAAAUUCUAACCUUUUUAUAUUCUUUGUAUUACCCAGUUAAAUAACUUUAAAAUUAUGUUUUUUGAAAGCUACCGUUGCAUGAUUUGUAUAAGUUAUAUGUGUAUUAGUGGAAAGAAAUGCAUACCGUCUUUGCCUGUUUUCCUUUAGGGUAAUUCCUCUCCUGCAAUUACUUUUGGAUGGAAGUAUGCACUUUUCCCAAUAGAAGAUGGUAAUCUCGGAGAAUGACCAUGGAGAAGGGGAUGAAUUCUGGAGAAGGGCUGCCUUCCAGAUCAUCUCAAGUUUCGGCUAUUAAAAUAACAACCAAAGAGUUGGAAACAAAGCAGUCCCAUAAAGAGAAGCGAGGGGGCUUUGUGUUGGUGCAUGCAGGUGCAGGUUAUCAUUCUGAAUCCAAAGCCAAGGAGUAUAAACAUGUAUGCAAACGAGCUUGUCAGAAGGCAAUUGAAAAGCUACAGGCUGGCGCUCUAGCAACAGAUGCAGUGACUGCAGCUCUGGUGGAACUUGAGGAUUCUCCUUUUACAAAUGCAGGAAUGGGAUCUAAUCUAAAUCUCUUGGGCGAAAUUGAGUGUGAUGCCAGCAUAAUGGAUGGAAAAUCAUUAAAUUUUGGAGCUGUUGGAGCACUGAGUGGAAUCAAGAACCCAGUCUCUGUUGCAAACAGACUCUUGUGUGAAGGGCAGAAGGGCAAGCUCUCCGCUGGCCGAAUUCCUCCCUGCUUUUUAGUUGGAGAAGGAGCCUACAGAUGGGCAGUGGAUCAUGGAAUACCCUCUUGCCCUCCGAACAUCAUGACCACAAGGUUCAGUUUAGCUGCAUUUAAAAGAAACAAGAGGAAACUAGAGCUGGCAGAAAGGGUGGAAACAGAUUUCAUUCAACUAAAGAAAAGAAGACAAUCAAGCGAAAAGGAGAAUGACUCAGGCACUUUGGAUACAGUGGGUGCUGUGGUUGUGGACCACGAAGGGAAUGUUGCUGCUGCUGUCUCCAGUGGAGGCUUGGCCUUGAAACAUCCAGGGAGAGUUGGACAGGCUGCUCUUUAUGGAUGUGGCUGCUGGGCUGAAAAUACUGGAGCUCAUAAUCCCUACUCCACAGCUGUGAGUACCUCAGGAUGUGGAGAGCAUCUUGUGCGCACUAUAUUGGCUAGAGAAUGUUCACAUGCUUUACAAGCUGAAGAUGCUCACCAAGCUCUGUUGGAGACUAUGCAAAACAAGUUUAUCAGUUCACCUUUCCUGGCCAGUGAAGAUGGAGUGCUUGGAGGAGUGAUUGUUCUCCGAUCUUGUAGAUGUUCUACAGAUCCUGACUCCUCCCAAAACAAGCAGACGCUUCUAGUGGAAUUUCUGUGGAGCCACACGACAGAGAGCAUGUGUGUUGGAUAUAUGUCAGCCCAGGAUGGGAAAGCCAAGACUCACAUUUCAAGACUCCCUCCCGGUGCGGUGGCAGGACAGUCUGUGGCCAUUGAAGGUGGGGUUUGCCGCCUGGAGAGCCCGGUGAACUGACCCUUCAGGCUGAGCAUGAAGCGUCUGAGAGACAUUUCAGAACCUGAGCUUUCGGGGUUUUUAACUCAAGUUGGAUGUUUUAUCUUCCUCAUUUUAUAAUUCCUAUUGCAGCCUGUGCACUGCUCACGACGCUAGUGCUGCUGUAGUUAGUUCUUAGUGAUGUGCGGGCCUUUGGCGGGUGAGCGGGACUGUGUGUGUGUGUGUGUGUGUGUGUGUGCGUGCGUGCGCGCUCGCGUGCGCGCGAUCAGAGUGUGUGCUUGCUUCUCCCUUGAUGAAACAGAAACUCCUCCUUAUCAUGUAACCUAAGACCAGGAAUGAUUAAAUCAUCUUUACAAAUGUGUGCUUUAACUGUUUACAAGUAAAACCUAAAGUUGCAGGAAAUAUUUUUUAUUUCAUAAAGAGGUACCAACUGUCGUUGAUGUAAUGUGUGUGAACUGAAGAGUAAAUCUACUUGUUUAAAUGAUUUGACAGUGGUAGUGCUCCAUUUAAUAACAGUAAUAAGUAAUAAAGUGUUUUUAUUUGCUAACCAGUUUAAGUGGAUCCUGUGGUAACUUAAACUGUUGUUCUCAUCCCUCAUAUGGGGCAUUUUUCUUUAACAAAGAAUGGUUUCAGUGAAACAAUCUAGCAGAGAAUUAAGGUCAGAACCUUUUUAAAUAAUAGUCUUAUUGAUAAAGUUUGUACUUCCUUCCUCAAGCUUUUCUAAGCUUAAAUACUGCAUAGCUUCGAGCUGUAUGUACUGUAUUAUGAAAUAAUAUGUAAAGAGAACAUACAGUAAUGCACAGUCCUUAAUUUGUGUAUAAUGGAAUGUUAUUUACAAUGUAACACUGUAAAUAAGAAAGCAAAAUUUAUGGGAAAAUUCAAUAUUAUCUUUGUUUCUUGUUUAAAUAUAUUUUUAAGAUAAAGGCACAAAAAUAAAAGAAGCAUAUUACUGGGUAUAGUGUGUGACUCCUCUUCUCAGACUAAUAAAUUAUCUUUUGAAUCUUA